CUUCCACUAAAUGCAAAUCAACAUUUUCAUCGUUAAUACAAACCAACUUUUCUAACGUCCCUCUUGUUAUUCUACAUUUUCACACUAAUGGCUUCCAACUCAAUUAUCAGCACUUCCCGGAGCUCUACCUCGUCAUGGACAGCGAAACAGGACAAACAGUUCGAAAUGGCUUUGGCUAAGUUCGAGAAGGACACUCCUGACCGAUGGCAAAAUGUGGCAAGAGCAGUUGGUGGAAAAUCAGCUGAAGAGGUAAAAAGACGCUAUGAAUUGCUCGUUAGAGAUGUUAAUGACAUUGAAUCAGGACGUUACGACCCACAAUCUAGGUACCGUAACACUAAUUGAAGCCAUUGAGAUUCUUUGUGAGCUCCGAAAAAUAUAACUAUGUGCCUUAAACUCUAUUGAGAUGGAGACACUAAGAUCAUAUAUAAGUAAAAGUGUUUGAUUCCAUGUUAUUAUAUAUAUAUUGCUUAUAUUCUAUUAGCCUUCAUUUGUUUCUGUUUGGUUUCCAACUAUGUAAUAAUCAUUUCUCAAUUCCAUCCUAAUGUAAUCCAAUCGAUUUAAGUUCUCAUAUAGUAAUAAUACUCUGAUCAAACUCUCGGUUCUAUAACAAUAUGGACUAAGAGGAUAUAUCAAACAACUCUUUGCAUGUUCCUUAUCAGAAACGAUGAUUUCGCACAUUUGAAUUUAAUGAACAUCGCUUAAUUAGUGGUUUACUGCGAUAUGCACCCACUAUAAAUUGACUUAAACGUCUUUAUGAAUAUUUCCAACACAUAAAAAUACAUUAGAGAAGAAUAAUUUAAACAAAUCAAUAUACAAUACUAAAAAGGGAAUAUCCUCCACUCUGAAGCUAUCCACGUUAUCUAAUUAAAUCAUCCAAUCCAAUAAAGACUAUUCUUUCGGCCACGUCAGUUAUUUUCACAGAGCUGUUUGAUCUCAAUUGGGCUCUAAAGUAUGCUAUGUUUCGGCUCAUUCCUUAGCCCAAAACCUCACAUCGAAAUCAACUUUGACUGCGAUUCAUCUUCAUCUUCCUCGAUUCCCAGCCGUUUUUUUUUUCUUCAAGUUUUCAUUCUUCAACGCCUCCUACCCACCACCAACUCUCAUAAGGGCCAUGAUUUACUCCACCAUUGAAAACACAUGCAUCAGUUUCAAACUUACAAUAGUUUCCCUUCUUUUCAAACCAUAUAUAUUUCGUUGCGAUCAUGACUCCUAUUACGCAUUGAGAAACAAAAACCCCGGAAUCCAUGGCAAACGAACCGUCGAUAUCAACCGGAAGGAACCGAUGGCGCUUAUCAUUCUGCUUACCGAAGAGCAGGUAUGCUAUCAACUACAAAAUUCAAUUAUUUUACUUCUAUCUAAUACUCUUCUACGGCAGGGGACACUCUGAUGUUGUCUUCUUUCGAACCCUAGAUCGAAAUUCAACAAAUUGAAAAGAUUUUACAGGUAGGAAGUUAAGAAAACGAUGACUUAGGCUCGGUGUUGUGGAGAAGAAAACUUCUCUCUCUCUCAUCAGUAUUCUAUAAAUAACUCGGACUUCCCGAACUUGGAGAUAACCGAGUGGAGACUGACUUAGAUUCAUGAUGAUCAUUCCCCCAGAUUACUAACGUUAUACUGCCUCCUUUUGUUCCAAGAUCGCUUUUUAUUGCGUUUACAUUUUGUAUGAUUGGGCCUUCUCAUAAGAGUUCUCCUCGAAGGUGCUCCUUCUGUGUAUUGGUGUUUUUGGAGUAAGAUUGGAACUUUUAUUUGUCAAGUUGAUUGUUUUUUUUAAAAAAAACUUUGUAUCAGUAGUUCUGUCAGCUUUACUUAAAUAAGCUUUCGUGAGCUUGAAAAGUUUUAGUCUUUCUACAGAAACUGUAGCUUUGGGAGGAUGGGGCAACUUCUUCACAUGACAUAAUGGCAGUGCUUGAAUUCAAGAAAAGGAUCAAACAUGACCCAACAUGGUUUGUCCUUCAUGGAACGAUGAUUCCGUCGACUUCAAUGGGCAUCUUUCUUCAGAUAAUGGUAUUAUCAGUACCCUCUGCAAGAGAAGGUGAAACCUUUCUCUCAGCGAUUUAAAGUACAAUGUAGUCUAAUGGAAUAUGCUCUCAAUGAUGAAAUCUCAGUGGAGAGAGAAAAGGGGAAGAAGAUGAAAAGGAAGCACAUCUUAUCUCAUAAGAAGAAGAGCGAGGGAGGCUGAGAAAGAUGUGCAACCUAAGGCACUAAAAGUUAGAAGAAACCUUUGAUCGUUGUGUUAUAUGACUUUACUCUCUCUUUUUUUCGUAGUGGUUCUCUCAUUCAAAUAUAUCUGGCUGGCUAUUUGAGGCAAAACAGUUUUAACCUUUUAUUUUCCUUUCAAAUUACAGGCUUUUGUUCUUGGACAGAUAAUAAUAAUAAUAUCUUCAUCGGGUCU
Molecule: messenger RNA, 2386 nt
Organism: Brassica napus (rape)
Lineage: Eukaryota; Viridiplantae; Streptophyta; Magnoliopsida; Brassicales; Brassicaceae
Product: protein RADIALIS-like 4
Exons: 3
Coding region: 88-342 (84 amino acids)
Molecular function (GO): DNA-binding transcription factor activity
Source: RefSeq, a predicted model, not a curated record